GUCUCUCUCUCUCUCUCUCUCUCUCUCCAGAUUCAGAUUUGAGAGAAGCUGGACUUCACUGACCUGCCAAAAUAAAUAAUUGUUGCGCAGAAACGGAAAUCGGACGCAAUCACUUUCCGGCGACAGGGACGAGAACAGAAGCCAUGAGGAGUCCCUUCUUCAAGCCCUCGCCUUCACCUUCCCGCUCUCCUCUCAGAUUCACCCCAGCUUCGUCCCCCAUGCGGCACACCUUGUCCGAGUCCCUCGUCCAGGAGAACAUCGACCGCGCCGAGCCCCUCAUCGCCAAGUGGGACCCUUCCCACCACACCUCCUCCUCUCUCUAUCGCGACAGCCGCUGGGAGGCCAAGCAGUUCCUCAAGUCCGUCGGGGACUUGCAGGCCGCCAUGAUCUUCUUCGUCAGGGAGGACUCCGCCUCCGACAAGCUCGUCCGAGCCCAGUUCCUCAUGCAAACCGCCAUGAAGCGCCUCGAGAAGGAGUUCUACCUCAUCCUCUCCACCAACCGUCAGUACCUGGACCCCGAGUCGGUCUCGCUCUCCACCCGGUCCUCCAGUGUCUCCGAGGGCUACGAAGAUGAAUCGGAAGACGACCUGAAGUCCGCCGGCGAUGGCUUGGAGACGUUGGGUACGCCGGAGAGGACAUCGUCGCCGUCGUCGUCGUCGGCUACUGUGAUGGCGGACUUGAAGGCCAUCGCCGAUUGCAUGAUCUCUUCGGGCUAUGGCCAAGAGUGCGUCAAGGUGUACAAGAUCGUUCGCAAGUCGGUGGUGGACGAGGCUCUGUACCGACUCGGGCUAGACCGGACGCUGACUCCCUCGCAGAUAAAGAAGAUGGACUGGAAGGUCUUGGAGGCGAAGAUCAAGUGCUGGUUGCGAGCGGUCAAAUUCGCGGUGACCACGGUGUUCUACGGGGAGCGAAUCCUGUGCGACCACGUGUUCGUUUCCUCGCUCCACAUCAGAGAGUCCUGCUUCAGCGAGAUCACGCGCGAAAACGCGAUCGCCCUGUUUGGUUUCGCGGAGAGCGUGGGCAAGUGCAAAAAAUCACCCGAGAAGAUGUUCCGCGCCCUCGACUUGUACGAGGGCAUCGCCAACAUCUGGCCCGUGAUUAAGUCCACCUUCUCGUCCGACUCGUCCUCCGCCGUCCGAUCCCAGGCCGUGAACGCCCUCAUCAAGCUCGGCGACGCCGCGCGCCUGAUGCUCGCCGACUUCGAGGCGGCCAUCCAGAAGGACUCAUCCAAGGCCGCCGUCCCCGGCGGCGGGGUCCACCCCCUCACCCGCUACGUCAUGAACUACCUCACCUUCCUCGCCGACUACAGCGAGGUCCUCACCGACAUAGUCGCUGACUGGCCGGUCGAGGCUGCCGUCCCCGAUCUCCGCCCCGACGCGUCACCGAUGUCGGCGCGGCUCGCGUGGCUUGUGCUCGUGCUGCUGUGCAAGCUCGACGCGAAGGCCCAGCGGUACAAGGACGUGGCUCUGUCCUACCUGUUCCUGGCCAACAACCUCGACUACGUCGUCGUAAAGGUCCGGCAGUCGAGGCUCAGGUACUUGCUCGGGGAAGACUGGGUGACGAAGCAAGAGGCGAAGGUCAGGCAGUAUGCCGCGAACUACGAGAAGAUGGGGUGGAGCAAGGUGCUGGAGUCGCUGCCGGAGGCUCAACCGCCGGCGGCGGAGAUGUCGAUGAACCACGCGAAGGAAUCGUUCCGGAGUUUCAACGCGGCAUUCGAGGAAGCGUACAAGAGGCAGAUCGGGUGGGUCGUGGCGGACCCGAAACUGAGGGACGAGAUGAAGGUAUCGCUCGCGAAGAAGCUGGUGCCCAGAUAUCGCGAGUUCUACGAGACGCACGGGGCGCCCCUGAGGAGGGACACGUUCAGGGAGGGGAUUGUCAGAUUUGCCCCUGAGGAUCUGGGGAAUUACCUCUCGGACCUAUUUCACGGGUCCGAGGGUUCCAGCUUUUCAUCCUCGCACUCGUCCUCGUCCUCCACGGGCUCGUCGAACAAGGGGCAGAGUCAUUGAUCAAUCGCUCUAACAUGUACACAAACAUUUGACAUGUAUAGAGAUGGCAUAGUUUGUGAA
Molecule: messenger RNA, 2066 nt
Organism: Rhodamnia argentea
Lineage: Eukaryota; Viridiplantae; Streptophyta; Magnoliopsida; Myrtales; Myrtaceae
Product: exocyst complex component EXO70H1
Exons: 1
Coding region: 144-2006 (620 amino acids)
Biological process (GO): exocytosis
Cellular component (GO): exocyst
Molecular function (GO): phosphatidylinositol-4,5-bisphosphate binding
Source: RefSeq, a predicted model, not a curated record